AUUUCCGGGGCACUUUGCAUCUCAAUAUACAAUAAAAAUGCGAAACGGUAUGUACUUAAGGAUUUCUGCUCCUAGCUCCGUUUAUUCAAACUGACACUAUUAUUGCAGUGUAUUUUGGAAUUCUUGUAUGGCUGCUGUAUGCGAACUGCAAGGCCGUAAAAGAUCCUUGCGAAGGUCUAGAGGAUGGCACACGCUUAUCUCAUGCCAUUCAGUGUGAUCGGUUUGUAAUUUGUAAGGGCCAAAGGAUGUUCUCGGUUGGAAAAUGUCCUCGUGGAUUGCACUUCAAUCGACGUCUUGGAGUUUGUGAUUUCAAGCAACGCGCUCGAUGUGAUGUAGCCUUGGUGUUACCAAGCCUCGGGAUAGAGUCAAGAGUAAGUGAAUGUUGCAGUGACUGCUGCGGCUGUUGCAAUAAAAUACCGAGUCCUGAUGUGCCCUCAGUCCCAGACGCUGCAUCCUUACCUGCUGCGCUUUCAACACCCGAUGCUCCUGCAUUACCAUAUCAACCAUUAACUGGCCCAUCAGGCACAAAUUGCAGCCAUAAAGGCGUAUGUGAAGGUCAACCAGAUGGCGCCAUGUUUCCUGAUCCUGGCUCAAACGGCUAUAUAGUUUGUCAAUGUGAAUGUGAAAUUGCAAUGCCUUGCCCUUCUGGCUUAAUUUUUAAUUCUGUGUUGAAAGUUUGCGAUUGGCCGGAAAACACUUCAGGAACUUUGAGUACACCAACUACUACAACACCAACUUCCGUUCCAUCUUCGACAGCAACCAUUACAUCCACCACUGACACUUCAUCAACGCCUACGGACUCGUCUACUCCAGACGCAUCUUCAAACUCAACUUCGGACACACCUGCAAUACCGAUUGUCACAUCUACUACUUCCGAGACAUCCUCAACUACAAGUGCUACAUUUCCUUCCGACACUUCCACAACACCAACAGAAUCUUCCACACCAGACACUUCUUCAGCCUCAACUACAAGUGCUACAUCUCCUUCCGACACUUCCACAACACCAACAGAAUCUUCCACACCAGACACUUCGUCAGCCUCAACUACAAGUGCUACAUUUCCUUCCGACACUUCCACAAAACCUACAGAAUUUUCCACACCAGACACUUCUCCAACUCCAACAGUGACAAGUUUUACGACAUCUUCGGACAUUUCUUCGACAGCAAUAAACACUUCGACACAAGAUACAUCUACCAGCACAAGUGGCACCAAUCCUUCAGAUACAUCUUCAACAUCAAGUGUCACAACAACAUCUUCCGCCCCUUCUUCAACUUCUAACACAUCGACAACACUUCCUGAUAUAAGCACUUCAGCCACGCCUUCAACACCAAGUGGCCCUGCUACGGGUCCAUCAGGUACAACUUGUAAUAACAAAGGUGUAUGUGAUAAUCAACCAGAUGGCGCCAUGUUCUCUGAUCCCGAUUCAAAUGGCUAUAUAGUUUGCCAAUGUGAAUGUGAAAUUCCAAUGCCGUGCCCUUCUGGCUUAAUAUUUAACUCAGUGCUGAAAGUUUGCGAUUGGCCAAGCUCUGACGAUCAAAAACCCAUCAUACCGUCAACCGGCCCGUCGGGUACCGUAUGUAAUAAUAAGGGCAAAUGUGAUGGUCAGAAAGAUGGCACUUUGUUUUCAGAUCCUAAAUCAAGUGGCUAUAUAGUAUGUCAAUGCGAAUGUGAGAUUUCUAUGCCUUGCCCGGGUGGUUUAGUAUUCAAUCCGAAUGUGAACGUAUGUGACUGGCCCAUGGCCUUCGAUGUGGGCGUAGUUAUUGUCCGUGUUUUGUUUAGUGGAAACGGAAGUUCCAGUAGCAGACCAUAUUUUAACCAUCGCAGAAUGCUAAGAGUUAUAACGUUAGCAGUCUUGGUGCUAAGCGUGGAGGCGAAUUAUGUGAGCGAACCAAGGUGCACUAAUUCGAUAAUCGGUAGCAGACACCCCCAUUUUUUGGAAUGCUCCAAAUUUGUAAUAUGUGUUAAGACAUGGUUUGGUCGGGUUCAAAGCUGUCCAAGUGGAUUGCAUUUUAAUGCAGAAGAGGCGGUAUGCGACUAUCCAUCCCGGGCCGGAUGUGCCAUGGAAAGAUCUCUUGUGAAACCUAGUUGCGAAUGUGAUUGCAGUGUAUGUUGCCCAACUAGUGUGCCUUGCGAUACUUCAACUUCAACAUCACCUUCGGCUCCAACUUCCCCAAUAACAGAGGCUCCUUGUGAAACGCCAAGUCCAACAUCUACGCCUUCAUCCCAUUCAACUGCAACAAUCUCAACAGCGCCACAAAGUCCCAGUACAGAAACUCCUCCUUGCGAAAUACCAAGUUCAACACCAGCACCAACGCCAGCAUCGACACCAACUACUACAACCACUUCUCCACCACAAUCAGCAACCCCAACAGCCACCCCAUGCAAAACGACUACCAUUAGUUUCCCAACCCCCACAGGGGAAUCUCAUACGCCUACAGUAGACUCGCCAACACCUACCGUUGGCUCUCCUACAUCUACUGAUGCCUCCCCAACUCCUCCAGCUGAUUCUCCUGCGCCUACUGCCGAAUCUUCUACACCUAAUGGAAGCUCGGCCACACCUUCAGGAGAGUCUUCUACGCCUGCAGAUGCCUCAUCAACACCUUCAGGAGGCGCUUCUACGCCAACUCCUACGGAAGGCUCUCCCACGCCUAGUGAAGGCUUAUCAACGCCUUCAGGAGCAUGUCCUACAUCCACAGAUGCCUCGCCAACUCCUACAGUGGACUCUCCCACACCUAGUGGCGGCUCAUCAACACCUUCAGGAGGUCUUCCUAAACCUACUGAUGCUUUGCCACCUUUUGAAACAGACUCUCCUACGCCUACUCACGCCUCGCCAACUCCUACAUCAGACUCUCCUACGCCUACUGGCGAUUCUCCUUCAUCAACUGCAGGCUCUUCAACGCCUUCAGGAGGGUCUCCUGCACCAACUCCUACGGCUGACUCUCCCACGCCUAGUUCAGGCUCAUCAACACCUUCAGGAUCAUCUCCUACAUCCACAGAUGCCUCGCCACCUCCUACAGCGGACUCUUCUACGCCUACUGGCGGGUCUCCUACACCUACUGGAGGCUCAUCAACGCCUUCGGGAGCAACUCCUACGGCAGACUCUCCCUCGCCCAGUGAAGGCUCAUCAACACCUUCAGGAGCAUCUCCUACACCUACAGAUGCCUCGCCAACUCCUACGCCUACUGGCGGCUCAUCAACGCCUUCAGGCGGGUCUUCUACGCCAACUCCUACGGCUGACUCUCCCACGCCUAGUCCAGGCUCAUCCACACCUUCAGGAGCAUCUCCUACAUCCACAGAUGCCUCGCCAACUCCUACGGCGGACUCUCCUACGCCUUCUAGCGGCUCUCCUACUCCUACUGGAGGUUCAUCAACGCCUUCAGGAGCAACGUCUACGGCAGACUCUCCGACGUCUAGUGAAGGCCCAUCAACACCUUCAGGAGCGUCUCCUACAUCUACAGAUGCCUCGCCAAUUCCUACGACAACUGGCGACUCGCCUCCACCUACUGGGGGCUCGUCCACGCCUUCAGGAGGCUCUUCUACGGCAGACUCUACCACGCCUAGUGAAGGCACAUCAACACCUACAGGAGCAACUCCUACGCCCACAGAUGCGUCGCCAACUCCUACGUCUGACUCUCCUUCACCAACACCCAUAGAAGUGUCUCCAACACCCACAGAUGGGCCUACUUCCUCGGGCUUGCCAACACCAACAAUACCUGCACCCACAGGAGGAACUAUCGACUGUGAUCCAACAUGUUGCAAUACAACUGAAGGCUAUACUCACGUUCUGGAAGGUAAUUGCCAGAAAUUCGUAGUUUGCGUGGGCGGAAAAGAAAAUAUAUUUACUUGCUCCAAUAAUUUGCAAUACAAUUCGGCGACUGGGCAAUGUGACUAUCCGAAUAAUGUGAACUGUACAUGGCCCCAAGCCCCACCAAGUGGGCCCUCGGCUGGCCCGUCUGGAACUUAUUGUGAAACUGGAGGACGCUGCGUGGGUCAACCUGAUGGCACCUCCUUUGCUAGCGAAACGGAUGCGUGUAGCUCCGACUACAUUGUAUGCCAAUGUGAGUGCGAGGUGAAACGCAGUUGUUCAUCUCAAUUGAUGUUUAAUGUCAAGUUAGGGGUCUGUGAUUGGCCCACAAGUUUCGGUUGUUAACUCAU
Messenger RNA from Rhagoletis pomonella (apple maggot), 4156 nucleotides. RefSeq names its product mucin-2-like. Gene Ontology annotation, molecular function: chitin binding. Gene Ontology annotation, cellular component: extracellular region. Lineage: Eukaryota; Metazoa; Arthropoda; Insecta; Diptera; Tephritidae. Bases 246 to 4151 code for a protein of 1301 amino acids. The record is from RefSeq and is a predicted model, not a curated record. The transcript has 4 exons.